CAGUUGGCUUCAAAACAUGGCGGACAAAGAUGAAUCCGAAAAGACUAUUGCUGAAGAUUUGGUUGUUACCAAAUAUAAGAUGGCUGGUGACAUAGUAAAUCGUGUCUUAAAACAAGUUAUCAAAGCAUGUGUCCCGGGUGCUUCAGUUCGCACUGUAUGCGAGUUGGGAGACAACCUCAUAAUAGAAGAAACCAGCAAAGUUUUCAAAAAAGAAAAAGAAAUGCGUAAAGGCAUAGCUUUUCCUACUUGUAUCUCAGUUAACAAUUGCAUAUGCCACUUCUCACCUUUAGAAAGUGAGCCGGAUCUUAUAUUAAAGGAUCAAGACGUCGUUAAAGUUGAUUUAGGGGCACAUGUAGAUGGUUUCAUUGCGGUUGUCGCCCAUACUAUCGUGUUAGGUGCGAGCGAGUCUAAUAAAGUGACGGGACGUAAAGCUGAUGCCAUGCUAGCUGCUCAUUACGCUUCACAGGCUGCGUUAAGAUUAUUGAAACCAGGAAAUCAGACAUACACAGUAACUGACGCAGUUCAAAAAGUUUGCGAAGCAUACAAAUGCAAACCUAUUGAAGGCAUGCUUUCCCAUCAAUUGAAGCAAGGAAAAAUUGAUGGUGAAAAAACGAUAAUUCAGAACCCGACAGACGCUCAGAGAAGAGAACAUGAAAAGUUUGAUUUAGAAACACAUGAAGUUUAUGCAAUGGAUGUACUCGUUAGCUCUGGGGAAGGAGUUGGCAAAGAAAUGGAUACUAGAGUCUCUGUAUACAAAAAAACGGAUGAAACGUACCAGCUAAAAUUAAAAGCUUCAAGGACUUUUUACUCAGAGGUUAGGGAAAAGCAUGGUUCUAUGCCUUUUACCCUAAGAAGCUUUUCUGACGAAAAAAAAGCCCGUAUGGGAGUCAACGAGUGUGUUAGCCAUAAACUUAUUGAACCAUUUCAAGUACUUUACGAAAAGCCAUCUGAAAUAGUAGUGCAAUUCAAAUUCACAGUAUUGUUAAUGCCUAAUGGUCCGCAUCGUAUAACAGGUCUAACAUUCGAAAGUGAAUUAUACUCUUCAGAAUACAGUGUAGAUGAUCCUGAACUGAAGACUCUUCUCUACUGCUCUGCCAACCCAAAGGCCGCAAAGAAGAAAAAGAAGAAGGCAGUGAAAGAGGAAGCUGCAAGUAUGGAAGUUGAAGCCGCUGCUUGAACGAGUUCCAUGGCUUAUUAGGAAACACAAACUUUAUAUUUUUUGUACAUACAAAAUACCCUUUUUGGAAAAAUUUGGAAAUAAUUUUUUAUAAGAAAAUGGGAUGUCCAUUGUUAAUGUAUUUCUUCUCUUUCUAAUUUGGGUUUUCUGUUUUUACUCUUAACAUAGCAAUAUUGAUAUUUAUAAAAUCCUACAAAUGUUAAUGUAGUGAAAAUGCGUUGAACGGGAGAAAGUUCUUUUAAUGUACCUGUUUCAAAACUCAAUAUGUACAUUGUAAGGGAAAAAGUAUAUAGCAUGUAAUGUUGACAAAAAUUGCAGGUUUUAAAAUCUUAUUUUAUUCACUUAACUAGAAAUGUACCUCUUUCUAAUAAAAUUUGAAUGUAAAACAUUUUUUGUAAUAUAUAUAUAUGUAUGUAUGUUGUUUAUUUUUUAAUGUUGAAAAUACUAUUGCAAAUUUUUUUUUUUUUUGGUGCAAUGAUCAUGAUAUCCAUUCAUUCAUGCAAUUUUAAAAGUUGUAUAUUAUCAAUCCGAAAGGGAAGUUAAGAUUUAUUUUUAAUUUGAGAAUGAGGUUGAAAUUAUUUCUAAUUGUAUGUAAUAAGAUUAAAGUUAUAACGUAAACUUUUUUGAAAGGUUUGAAAAUAAGAUUUUAAAGUUUUUUACAUUCUCCAUUUUUUCGUAAUUCCUUUUUUUUUUACUCUUCAGUGCAAUGUCUCAUAAGGCCAUAAAAUGUAAAUAUAUUUUUAAAUCUACCAAAACUGCUACUUAAGUUUAAUUAGCCUAAUUAUCACGAGAAAUAAAGAUUACUUACUUAAUGACUUUCAGUUUAUAAUAAUGAAAUCACUUUUAUGAACUAAUAAAAGUGCCUUCUCGAUAUUAAUGAUGGAGGCAUUUUUCUUAAUUAUUUAUUUGUUAAUAUUUUUUCUAUAAAAACUUUUAGUUUUAUGAAGUAAUGCUUAUUAAUCAAUUGAUGUUAAACAAAGUAAAAGUGAUAAAUGUGUCACAAAGUUUUCUUUUUGGAAUAUAAGAGUUUCUGUAAAUUUAAAAAAAAAAUAUAUAUAUGUAUAUGUAAGUUUUGCAUUGAUCAGAAACUAUAGUCAUUAAUUGAUGAUUAACCAGAAAAUUAUAAAUGUCCAAGGGAACAGUUUGGUAACAAAAUAGUUCAAAUAAAGUUUGUCUACAAG
This is a messenger RNA of Nezara viridula (southern green stink bug), 2358 nucleotides long. The record is from the annotation of a GenBank genome assembly. Lineage: Eukaryota; Metazoa; Arthropoda; Insecta; Hemiptera; Pentatomidae.